AGCUAUUUGUUGCUGCGCCGCCACCGCCCGAACCAUGGUCCGCGUUCCACUCGGGCUCUCUUAGCAGCAGCCGCCGCCGCCGCCGCCCUGUGAUCGCUGGCUUCACUUCCUCCUUUUCUUCUUGCUGAGCCACUUUCCUCCUAGAGCUAUGACCGUCGUCUCCGUCCCGCAGCGGGAGCCACUUGUCCUGGGCGGCCGCCUUGCGCCUCUGGGCUUUUCCGCCCGUGGUUACUUCGGGGCCCUCCCGAUGGUGACCACGGCCCCGCCGCCUUUACCCCGAAUCCCGGACCCCCGGGCACUGCCCCCCACCCUUUUCCUCCCUCACUUCCUAGGGGGAGACGGUCCCUGUCUGACCCCGCAGCCUCGCGCCCCUGCACCUCUGUCCAACUGUAGUCUAGCUACGGCGGGAGGCACCCCUCGGGCAGCGCCAAAGAAGCGGCGAAAGAAGAGGGUGCGGGCCAGCCCGGCGGGACAGCUGCCCAGCCGCUUCCAUCAGUACCAGCAGCACCGGCCGAGCCUAGAGGGCGGGCGGAGCCCCGCGACUGGUCGGAGCGGAGCGCAGGAAGUCCCGGACCGGGCGGCCAAUUCGGCCCCGGGUCCUGCGGCCGCAACCCAAACUGAGGAAGCGAGCCCUUUCCCUGGCCAGCUGCCGCCCGCGGUGCCCGGCCAACCCUCGUUCAAAAGAGAGGUUUUAAAAUCAAAGAUGGGAAAAUCGGAGAAAAUUGCCAUUCCCCACGGCCAGCUUGUUCACGGCAUACACUUGUGUGAACAACCAAAGAUAAACAGACAGAAAAGCAAAUAUAACUUACCACUAACCAAGAUCACCUCUGCAAAAAGAAAUGAAAAUAACUUUUGGCAGGAUUCUGUUUCAUCUGAUUUAAUCCAGAAGCAGGAAAAAAAGCCUUUUAAAAAUACUGAGAACAUUAAAAAUAUGCAUUUGAAGAAAUCAGCAUUUCUAACUGAAGUGAACCAAAAGGAAAAUUACGCUGGGGCAAAGUUUAGUGAUCCACCUUCUCCUAGUGUUCUUCCAAAGCCGCCCAGUCACUGGAUGGGAAGCACUAUUGAAAACUCCAACCAAAAUAGGGAGUUGAUGGCAGUACACUUAAAAACUCUCCUAAAAGUUCAGACUUAGAUCUCAGAUUGCAGUAUGUCUGUAAAACAGUUUUUUCAAAAUCCCUGGACUCCUGAAAAUUGGUACAGAAAUGGAAAUUUGCCUUGUAAUAUACAAGUGCAAAAGAUGAGUUUAAAAAAUUAUAAACAACUUGUAUUAUAUUUUAUAUUUUGUAAAUACUGUAUACCAUGUAUUAUGUGUAUAUUGUUCCUACUUGAGAGGUACAUUAUAGUUUUGUUACGAAAGUAUGUAUUUUGCCCUACCCAAACGGUAGGCGUUUUGUAUAUAUACAGUGGAGAAAUUUUAAGCGUGCUAAGGCACAUGGAAGACCGAUUUAUUUGCACAAGGUACUGAGAUUUUUUUUAAAGAAACAGCUCUCUAAUCUCAAGGUGAAGAUCUAAAUGUGAACAGUUUACGAAUGCACUACUGAAGUUUGAAUCUGUGGCACAAUCAUUGUAAACAUGGGGUUUGUCUGUGUUUCGCUAAAUUGAUUUCUGCCUUCUAAUCUGUAAUUACUGGAAAACUCCUAUUCCCAUUUUUACCAAACUUAAUUUCUGGUUUUUGGUUUAUCCAUUCAAAUUUAAAAUACCUCUAAUUUUAAUGCCAACAAAAUUGGUUGUAAUCAAAUUUUGAAAUAAUAAUAUAAUAAUUUGGCCCCCCCUUUUAUACUAGUCUUGACUCUGUGUGUGUGUCUUUCAUGUUUGAAUGUGUGACUAGGAGAUGGAUCUUAACUGUUCUAUUUUACUGUCUUAGUAUUAUACUAAUUGUCUUUCCUCUGAAAUUUAGAGGGUCCAAUAAUGUAAUGCUGCUACCUCUAAGGGGAGGAAUUCCCCAUUUUAACAAUGGAAAUGGUUGUGGUCAAAAGUACAACUGAUUAGUUUAUAACUUACAGUAUACUUUUAUACAUGAACUGUUCCAUAAGUACUAUUUGAUUUACCCUAUAAUUUCAAUGAAAGAAAAUGGCACUUGGUUUGGUUUACUAAAUUUGUAUUGCUUUUGAAUGGUGGUUCUUGAAACAAAGCAAGCAUAAUUUAGAUAGUAGGUGAAGAUUUGGAAGUCUAGACCUUUGCUAAAAGGUAAAUAUGGUAGCUUAUGUAUUUUUACUUUAAAAUUCAAACUUUGUUCUAAGAUUCUAAAGCACUAGUUUUCCCUGUAUGGUUUUUAGUUCUACAAAGCUGAAGUUUAUCUUGCAACAAAAGGAGAGUUUUUUUUGAGUAGACCCGCAAUACUUGACAUAUGAAAAGGGUAUUCAGGGGGUAUAAAUGAUUCUCUUAAGGUGAAAUAGAUGAGAAAGGUGCUACCAUCCUUCCAAGAAAAGAUAAAUGGAAGAGUCUGUGUCUUGCACAUUUGGUUCAUACAGGUGGGGAGACUUUCGGCCUGUGCAAAGGUCGGUGGUAUGGGCACAACCUUAGAGUCGUUAUUGGUGAGCUGUGCCAGGAGGGUAUGAAAACUGACAUAGCCACCGCAAAAUCUGAGCUCGUUCAAGUGCCUGCAGUCUGGUUUACACGGCACAUACAUAACCCAGCCAGCCAUUCUUUGGCCCUGGCUGUAAAAUGCUUCAUUCUUGUAUGUAUGUAGAGAAAGCUAUACUUAAUACAUAGAAGUUACAUAUAGCUUGCUUUAAAAAAUGCAUUUAGAGAAACUUAACAAAAUACAGUAAGCUUUCGACCUUUCAAAAUUUUUUAAGAUUUUCUAAGUAAAGGAAAUAGAUUAUAAAAUAAUCGGUUUUAUGGUUUGACGAGUGAACAAAAUUGUCUGAAUUACACUACAGAUGAUACAGUGAAAAGGUAUUAGCAAACUUGGAAGUCCAGUACUUUUGGUAUUACAGUAAAAUACUAUUUAGCAGCCUUAGUCCCUUUGGAUUGCUGUAACAAUACUAAAGGUUGGGUAGCUUAUAAAUUUCUCACAGUUCAUUGUCCAGGAAGUCCAAGAUAAGGCACCAGCCGAUUUGGUAUCUGAGCGCCCACUUCAUUGUUCACAGAUGGGAAGUCUGAGUCACAUGGCAGGAAGGUUGAGGGAGCUUUCUUGGGCCCCUUUUGUAAGGAGAUUAAUACCAUUCACGAGGGUUCUGCCCUUAUGUCCUGAUCCCUUCCCAAGGUCUCCACCUUGUAAUAUCAUUAAUUAUAGGUUAGGUCUCAACAUAAUUUAUACUGUAGUGCAGGCCAAUCCACUUAACCACCUGUAUUUUUCUCCUACUGAAGUCUUCACUGAAACAUUUUUCCUCCGACGUUCCUGUAACUGGUUUUGUAAAAAGCAAACACUUUGCAGUCACCAGCUUCAGGUAUACAUUUUAACUAGUAGUCUGGUAAAGGAGGCUCAUAAUUGCAAAAGGAUGAAAGGUUUUUAUGAGUGUAAAUUAAGUUCUAUAGUGAAGUGCCAUUGCAUAUAUUGGCAUGUGAGGUAUUUUAUACUGAAGUGGCUUUUAGGUAAGUGUACAGUUUGAUAAUGUCAACUCCUAACACUGAUAAAGUGACACAUAUGCUGAUACAACACCAUAGAACUCUUAUUUGCAUUAAUCUUGGUGCUAAGUAUUUUAGUGUCCUUGUAGGCAGAUAAAGGAAAAAGGUAAUAGAACAUCAAAUCGCAGUAUUAAAAGAUUGACAGGAACAAUUCUUUUCAAACAAUGUGGUUUGUAAGAUAAAAUACAAAUUUUAAGAUGGUUUAUGUAGUUUAUAAGUUAAAAGACGAAAAUGUAUUAGGCAAGUAGUCUAUAUUUUAGCUGGACCAGCAUUCAGGUUUUAGAUUUUUGUUUUUAAGAUUUUGAGAGUGUGAGGGGAGGGGAGAGGGAGAAGCAGGCUCCCUGUUGAACAAGGAGCUGAUCCCAGAACCCUGGGAUCAAUGACCUGAGCUGAAAGCAGACGCUUAACGGACUGAGCCACCCAGGUGCCUCACCAUUCAGGUUUUUAGGCAUAUAGUUGACCUUUGAAUAACAUGUGUUUGAACUGUGUUGGUCCACUUACACAUGAGUUUAUAUAGUACAGUACUAUAUUUUUUUCAUUUUUUUCUCUAGCUCACUUUAUUGUAAGAUUACAGAAUAUAGUAUAUAGAAUAUAUGUUAAAUUGACUUACCAGGCUCCUGGUCAGCAGGCAAUUAAUAGUUAAGUUUUGGGGGAAUCAAAUGUUAUAUGUGGAUUUUUGCACAGGAGUUGGUACCCCAAAACCCCAUGUUAUUCAGGGGUCAACUGGACUACGUAAUCUCCCCUUCAUGAUAUUUGUAUAAAUAGUGCUAUACAAAUGUGGGACUUAAAUGGGAUCCAUUCGUGCCACACUUGGGGAAAACCAUUUGUAUUUCUCUUACAUGUGAUUUCAAACUAAAAAGCCCAUGUUACCUGCUUUUGUCAUUACCUGCUCUCUGUAAAAGCCCUAUCUCAACUUUUGGUGUUGAGAAGGAACAAAACCUAGACUCUAUCCCUGUGCUUCUCCCCCUCAGCAUCAGGCCCCAGAAUGGACCUGGGACAGCUGGCAGUCCACCCAAGAUGGUGAAAUUAAGAUUGUGUGGAGCUGUGGCUGUGGUAGGCUAGACUCUGGAUGCCCUGUCCCUCAAUCCCCAGCAUGUUCUCAAAAGCAUUUAGAUGUCUAGGAGAGGGUUUGGGUUGUCCUGGCUCAAAGCCACCCACCUCUGCCUUAUUCCUCGUUCUUCCGGAAAUGUUGGGGGGGGGGAGAUAGUAAAUGGCUUGAGAUUACAAAAAAGGGGGGCUGCUUUUGAGAUUAAGGAGGCCUUCGAGAGGUAUACAGAUAAAUUUUGAGUGGGGACAUCAGUUCUAGAAAAGAAGGGAAGUUUAAAGAAGGAAGGGAACUUUAUUUGAUGUUCACAUUUUGUAUGACGCUCCAUUCCUGCUCACAAAGAUGCAAGUACCUUCUUCACAAAUAGUUGGGAAAACUCGUUUUAGAAGUUCAGACCGUAGUUUGAAAAUUCCUUCAAUAUUUAGUCACCAUUUUUAAUUUUUUCUAGUAAUGUGUUGUAAAUAUUAAAACUAAUGGGUUGCCUUAGAUCUGACCUCUUUCUCAGUCUGAUUCCAGAAAAUGGUUCAUUCUUGCACAGGUUUGGUAACACAUUUCUGUAUAAGAUUAUAAAAAUUUCUAACAAACUAAUACAGAGUCCCUGUCUUUUAGAAAAUAAAAUUCUCAGCACCGCUCCCUGCCCUUGUUUGACAUUUCUCAGCUCCUUUGUGACGUUUCUGAGCAGCAUGUCUACAGUUUAAUGUGUGGCGGCUUAUGUGUGAGGUAUGUUCACGAAAUACAAAGAUAAAUGGCGGAGCUGAAAGUUUACAGGUGGCUGGGGAAGAAAUGACAUAUAACAUACAAGCUUCAUUUCCCCUUCCCUACGACAAAUGCCUGAAGAGGUGAAAAAAGUAAAGUCGUUUCUUCCAGGAGGUAAUGAUGAAUUCUGGAGAGUAGAGAUUGUCUAGUUGGGAACCUGACACCUUAGAAGUAGCAUUGAGUUGGGUCUUACGGUAUUUGACAUAGUGUUUGAUAUGUAAAGAGAAGGAAAAUAUUUGUCAGAGGUAAAAGUGUAGACAGUGGUGUAAAUAGAAGUGGGGUAUCCAGUAGCUCAAGACAAGUGCAAAGAACAUAAAAUAUAUUGAAAGGUGUACUGUGGUAACAACCUGAGGGUCUUGAAUGUCAUAAGAGUUGCAACUCGAUUCUGCAAGCACGCAGAACCAUCCAAGGUUUGUGAGCAAGGGAAAGAUUCCUGUUUCAAAAAGAAAUCAGGUGCAAAUAUGGAGAACAGUUUGGAAAGGGAAAGCUUGAGGAAAAAGAAUUUGUUGGUACUUUAAAAUCAGAGAAAUGAGCCUAAGGACAUUGUUGGAGGAAACACCCAGGCAUGGACUUAACUUGGGAGAUGUUUUGAAGGUAGAAUUAAGAAUUGAGCAACUGCAUGGAGGGUAAGAAAAGAGUUUUUAAAUUGGGCAAUUAGGAAGACAAAGCUAGCAAUUAGGGAACUCUGGAGGGGGAUCCAAAUUACAGAGGAAGGCAGUUUUAAUUUGCAUGUUGAACGUUGUGGGGUGUGUAGGAUAUCCACACGGAGUAGAAGACAGGUGAGACCCAGAAGUACGGUUUGGGUAAUAGUGCACAGAAGCCCUAAUUGCAACACGAAGAUGGAACUGAAAUACUUUGUCUUCAUGUAGCCUCUUUCUCUCACAGGUUUAAAACCUUUACCAGUGCUCUUGACCUCAUCCUUUCUAAACUUCACCUAUGACUGUAAAUUAGUUAUUGAAUUAAAAAGUAUUUCCUCUGGAGGCACCUGGGUGGCACGGGCAGUUCAGCAUGGACUCUUGGUUUCGGCCCGGGUCGUGAUCUCAGGGUCAUGAGAUCUAGCCCCACCUCAAGCCCCACCUCAAGCCCCAGGUCUGGGCUCAGCGCUGUGUGGAGCCUGCUUGAAAUUCUCUCGCCCUCCCCCUCUGCCCCUUCCACUCCUGCACGCUCGCUCACUUCUUCUCUCAAACAAAUAAAUCUUUUUUAAAAAAAGUUAUUUCCUCUGAAACUGUUAAAUGGUGGUUGGAUCUCUACCUACGUGUAAAAGUCUAUGUUAGGAGAUAGUUCCAAUUCAAGUUCUGAAUUCCGAUAGCAGGGGCCCUAUUUGGUGAAGGGAGCAAUAAAGUUUAUUUCCUUUUUGUUAGUUCAAGAUUUCAAACUAGGUAAAACUGACAUUUUGUAACUUUUUAAAAAAGUAAUCUCUACCCACGUUGUGAGACUCAAAACUCACGACCCCAAGAUCAAGACUUGCAUGCUCUGCUGUCUGAGCCAGGGUGCCCCCAGCCUUUUAUACUUCUGUUUCUCUUCUUGUGCAUCUCCCAUCUCCUAAUGACCCUCCAUUAUGUUGCUGAACACACUAUCCUUUAUUUAGAGGUUGGAAGUCUCCCCAGUUCCCAUGUCCUCUGUGCAUUUGGUACCUGCUUCAGGUAUCAAAGGGAAUCAAACACAUGUACUUAACACUUGCGUGUGGAAAGGCUGAUAGUCUCAUCAUCCUCCCAUAUAUAUUUAAGCUUUUGAAAGACAUUGCUGAACUAAAUGCAUUUUAAAAUCACAGGCCUGCCUUGCUGAGCGUCUGAUCUCUGAGUUAACUCCUCAUAGUUGUUCUUUUGUAUUUCCUUUUCUCCUGAAUCCAUAAAUCUUUCAAAAACCCCAAAAUAACAAGUUUGCAAGUGGAAAGAGGAGGUCUGUGUUGUGAGAUGAGAUGGCAGGAGUGUGUAAAUACAAAUCAUGUGUAAUUCAGAAACUAGUUUUUAAAUUAGGAAAUUUGAGAGUACAUUUUAUAGAAUGCUAUUUAUCAACACAUAAAAAUUUAACCUUUGAAAGAAACUUUCUUGAAAGUUUUAGAUAGGAUUCUCUGAAGGUAUGGGGUAGAUAGAGUUUGGUUUUAUUUAUUUAUUUAUUUUUCCUAAGGGUUAGGGAUCAUCUAUUUUGUGCUUCAACUAAACCCCUUUUCUUUAAAUCAGAUUGUUUUGAAUUAAUCUCUGACAGUUUGCAGAUUAAGUUACUUUUCAUAUCCUUUGCAGUUAUCUUGGAAUUCUAAAUUAAAUAUGCUGAAAUGUAUAAGUAAUGUCCCUAACACCCAGGAAUUGUAUUUGUCAAACUUAAACUUGUGCUAUAACCUGAAAUAGAAUUACAACUUAAGGUUUAUAAACGGUGUUGCAUUUACUGAGGGUUCAUUGCUGAGAUCUUAGAAUUCAUUUUCUAAAGCAGGGUUUAUAGUAAUGUUCCUUAGUGUAGAAUCGGUGACACAAAUUUAAAGUUCUUUCCGUUAGAGGAAUAGUUUAUCAUAGAUGAUGAGGCAUUAAUUACAGUCUCUGAAUUGAGUAAUGGUAGAAAGAAGAAAUGGGAGGACUGGCAGAAGCAACCUACAUAGAAAAUCAUACGCACGUUUGUCAAAGGAGGCUACGUGUUCUCUUCAAGCUCCAUUCAAUUAGAUCAUGUACUGCGCACAUAUAAUAGCUUAAAAGAUAUUGAUAAGCAAUAAUGAUGAAAAUACUUCAUUUCUCUAGUAAUUCACAAAUAACUUUUAUGUAUAAGAAAGGAUUCAGAAAAGUAAUUUUUCCUAAUACAUAAAGUGACAGAAAAUAUGUGGUAUUUUAUAUCUGGUUGUAAAGAUAAUAGAUACUAAUCAAAUGCCUCCAAAGCUGGUCAUGUAUACAUAGCUCCUCCUAAAUUAUUACAGAGAGUUCCUUUUUGCUAAAAUUAGAGAUUAACCUGAUUAGUUGUCAAAACCAAAUUACAAAUGUGUUCUUGGCAGUCAGGAAUCUUGAGGAGGGGAUGGCAGGUAGAAGACGUUUUGACGACUUUUGAUUAUUUCCAACAUGCAAAUGUUUGAUUUAAAUUGAACUCAAAAUUUCCUUCUAACAGGAAGAUCUUUAAAUAGGAAGAUUAUUAUUGUACUGUACUUAGGAACAUCAAAUCAUAGAGAGCUUUGGUUCUUUCUGUCAAAACCGUGGAGGGGCGCCUGGGUGGCUCAGCUGGUUGGGCGUCUGCCUUCGGCUCAGGUCAUGAUCCCAGGGUCUUGGGAUUGAGCCCUGCGUCAGGCUCCCUGCUCAGCGGGGAACCUGCUUUUCCCUCUCCCUCUGCCUGCCGCUCUCUCUGCUUGUGCGCUCGCUGACAAAUAAAUAAACAGUCUUAAAAAACAAAACAAAACAAAACCUUGGAGAUCUACAAUAUUGGGGAUCAUCCUGCUGUGAAAUAAAGGCUGUCAACAGUUGGAAUUACCCUUACUCUUUAAGUGAUCUGGCAUUUAUUGCUCUCAAAUUUUAGAAUGAAAGGGUUAAUAUCAAAGAUCACAUUGCCCUUUUCCAUUAGCUUUCCAAGGGUCCUACUCACUGUAUACUCCUUAAUCAUCAGUGUCUAUUAAGUUCCUUUAAUCUGAUGCUUGAGACCAGAAUCUAAAUUUCAAAAGAAAAAGAGAAUUAGGUUCGGGAAAGUUAUUCAACUAAGAUUUUCUGAUGACUCUAGCUAAUUGGAAUACCCUACUUACAAACACCCAGUUUUCAAAAUCUUACUGUUAAAUUCAAAAUAAUUGGAAAAAAAAUGGAUAUAUAUGUGAUAAAGCAAGUAUAAUUUACUGUUAAUUGUAGAAUUUAGGUAGUGGGUAUAUGGGUGUUCACUGUAAAAUUAUUUUUUCUUUACUAGAGUUUUGUAACAAAAUGUUAAUAGAAUUUGGGAAGAUUAAAGUUGUUCUACUAGCUCACUCCAACAUUCGAUGUAAGUGGAGUACAUGCCAAUAAUUCUAAAAGCUUACAUGUAGCAUACAACACAAAUCAUCUUUUGAGGUUGUAAAAUGUAAAUCUCCUGAAUGUUUUCCUUUGCACUUUCAAGUAGUCUGUUAGUUGGUUAUCACACUUCUAAUAGAACAACUCUAGUUAAUGACUGAAACACCAAAGCCAUUGUAAAUAAGAACUGAAAGAUUAGGGAGAGGAAAAUGUAUUUAAGCAUUGGCUUAUUUGGGAAAUGUGACAGUCAACAUUUAAUAUUAAUGUUGACAUAAAUGUUAAUGCUUGAAGAAGCUUUAAUUAGGGAGGAUAAAGAGGUAGAUGGAAACUUACAAAGAUUCUGAAGGGUAUUUAUAAUAGCUGCCCGUGGUUUGAGAGAAAAGCUAAAGAAAUUAUCUAAAGUGGAACAACUUGAACUUUAAGCAGUGAAAGGAAAUAUGUAUGUAUGACUCCCAAAAGAGAAGAAAGGGGAUGGCUGAAGAGCUGGUUAGCCCUGAAAUGAUUAGGGAGUAGGAGGGCAUGGGGGUAUAAAACUCUUAUCUCUUGGUUGGUUCCUACUCUUUAAAGCCUUUAAGGCUGAAUUAAUACCAGUGGUGCUAAUGGAAAGCUCAGAGUAUUUAAAAUUAAUCCUUAAAAGAUGUAGUUCCACUUUCCAUGAUAGACAUAAUUCAUAUAAAAACCAUAAUUUUAGUCAAAAUAGAGAGGGUGGACAAAAUAUGUUCAACAAAACCUCUUAAAGAGUUAUAUUUGAUUACUGACAGGCAGGUCAGACCUCUGUAUAAAGUGCUUUUCAUAUGAGAUAUUUUAGAAUAAAAAUUUUUCAUCCA
This is a messenger RNA of Ailuropoda melanoleuca (giant panda), 10139 nucleotides long. RefSeq names its product proline rich nuclear receptor coactivator 1 (gene PNRC1). Bases 149 to 1132 code for a protein of 327 amino acids. The transcript has 2 exons. NCBI's taxonomy places the organism in Eukaryota, Metazoa, Chordata, Mammalia, Carnivora, Ursidae. The record is from RefSeq and is a predicted model, not a curated record.